CGUUGAAGAUUAGAGGCCUGCUGUCUGUCGUCCACAUUACUGAUGAUGGACUGAGCAUCUUGGAACCUCUGGAGAUCACAGACACUCAUGUGGUGGUGAAAGUCCCUCAUCUCUCUGCCUUUGGCCUGGUCUGGGAUUUCAUUCAACGAUUUAUCAACAUCACACUGCCAGUAGAGGGUCAAGUCCUGCUGUUCCUGAGACCUCCUGAUGAAGGGCCUCGAAUACUUGAUGUGUUUCUGCUGCAGGAAAACAUCCCUCUGUCCGAGGUAAAUCUGUUAAGGCUCAACAAAGGUGCUAAAUACAUCAGGACCUCCUCUGAUUCUGACUGUAAACUGUACAUUGGUCAAAGUUACAGUGUCCACUGUGAACCUGAGGACUAUAUACAGCCUGUGCGUGUCAAUUUUCGCUCUAAGUAUGGACCAAAUUUCCAUCCGACGUUUGAGGUUUUUCUGACUUCUAACUCAAACACAGUGACUGUGACUGUGGUCCAAGACCAGGAGAAGACUGAGGUCUGGAAACGUAAUGUUAAUCUGCCAGGUCCAAGGAGGGAAACUGCACAGAGCAGCGUCCCAGCAGAGGACAGGCUGCUCUUGGUUCGGAUAAAGUUUAUUGACAGAGUGACUGAACCUGUUCUAAACCAGCUCCUGGAUAAACUUCUUGAGCGUGGAAUUAUAAAUGAUGAAGAAAUGCAGUCAGCAAGAGCAAAAAUCAGAGCAGACAAAGCACGAGACGUGAUCGACACUGUGCGAAAAAAAGGAGCUAAAGCCAGCUCAGUUCUGAUCGCUGCUCUCUGUGAGGUGGAUCCAUGUCUUUUCAGGGAGCUCAGACUAAGAUGAAGCACAGGCCAGAAGCUGUGGAUGUGAUCCAUCCAGGCC
Messenger RNA from Lates calcarifer (barramundi perch), 875 nucleotides. RefSeq lists its product as uncharacterized. The annotation marks the transcript as partial. The record is from RefSeq and is a predicted model, not a curated record. The transcript is spliced from 4 exons. Lineage: Eukaryota; Metazoa; Chordata; Actinopteri; Centropomidae. Gene Ontology annotation, biological process: regulation of apoptotic process.